GGCCGGGGUUGGCCGGGGUGGCCGGGGCGGCCCCGAGGCGCCGGGCCCUGCCCGCGGGUGCCCACGGCUGGACGGCCCCGGGGCGUGCGCGGAGCCGGCGAGCGCGAAAAGUCACCACAUAAUGGAUUUUGCCAAGGAGAUUGCUUGGUUCUGGAUGUCAUGGAAACAACACAGGAAGUAUACAGCAUUUCCCAUUUCUGCAAAAAGUCAUGACCACUGAAGACACUUUUCGUAUCCCAACAGAAUUCCUUUUAGUACCUUUUAUGGAAAUCCCGGUUUUUCCUUCCUUUUCCACCACCUCUUGCCGAAGGUAUGAGCAGGCAGCGAGUUGAUCUUGCCAGGCAAGCACACAUUGCUGAGAAUGCCUAGAAGGGCGUUGCUGCUGCACACGCGGACCCACUGGCUGCUGCUGGGCCUCGCUUUGCUCUGCACCCUGGUGUUAUUCGUGUACCUGCUGGAAUGUGCCCCCCAGACGGAUGGCAACGCGUCUCUUCCUGGCGCGGUCGGAGAGACCUACGGUAAGGAAUACUAUCAAGCCCUCCUGCAGGAGCAAGAAGAGCAUUAUCAAACCCGGGCAAGCAGCCUGAAGCGCCAGAUCGCCCAGCUGAAGCAGGAAUUGCAGGAGAUGAGCCAGAAGAUGAGAUCGCUGCAGGAGAAGAGAAGCGGAGGGGCCAACGGCUUAGGUUACCAAGGCAACAAAGAGCCAGCCCCUGGGGACCUCCUGGAGUUCCUCCACUCCCAGAUCGACAAGGCGGAAGUUAGCGUGGGAGCCAAGCUGCCCAGCGAGUACGGGGUCGUGCCCUUCGAAAGCUUUACCUUGAUGAAAGUGUUUCAGCUGGAAAUGGGUCUCACUCGCCACCCUGAAGAGAAGCCGGUGAGGAAAGACAAACGAGAUGAACUGGUGGAAGUGAUUGAAGCUGGCGUGGAGGUCAUUAACAACCCCGAGGAAGAUGAGCAGCAGGAAGAGGAGGAGGGUCCCCUCGGGGAGAAGCCGUCCUUCAGUGAGAACGACUUCGUAGAAGGCUAUUACCGCACCGAGAGAGACAAGGGCACACAGUACGAGCUUUUUUUUAAGAAAGCAGACCUUCUGGAAUACAGACACGUGACCCUCUUCCGCCCCUUCGGACCCCUCAUGAAAGUCAAGAGCGAGAUGAUGGACAUUGCCAGGUCAGUUAUCAAUAUCAUUGUGCCGCUUGCCGAGAGGACCGAAGCAUUCGCUCAGUUCAUGCAGAACUUCAGGGACGUUUGCAUUCAUCAGGACAAGAGGAUCCAUCUCACAGUAGUGUAUUUUGGUAAAGAAGGGCUAUCUGAAGUCAAGUCCAUCCUAGAAUCUGUUACAAGUGAGUCUCAUUUUCACAAUUACACCCUGAUCUCACUGAAUGAAGAAUUUAACCGCGGACGAGGACUCAAUGUGGGUGCCAGAGCGUGGGACCAGGGCGAGGUCUUGAUGUUUUUCUGUGACGUUGAUAUCUAUUUCUCGGCCGAAUUCCUUAACAGCUGCCGGUUAAAUGCUGAGCCAGGGAAGAAGGUGUUUUACCCCGUGGUGUUCAGUCUGUACAACCCUGCCAUCGUCUAUGCCAACCAGGACGUGCCGCCGCCCGUGGAGCAGCAGCUGGUACAUAAAAAGGAUUCUGGCUUUUGGCGAGAUUUUGGCUUUGGAAUGACUUGUCAAUAUCGAUCAGAUUUCCUGAGCAUUGGUGAAUUUGACAUGGAAGUAAAAGGUUGGGGUGGAGAAGACGUUCAUCUUUACCGGAAAUACUUACACAGUGACCUGAUGGUUAUUCGGACCCCCGUGCCCGGCCUUUUCCACCUUUGGCACGAGAAGCGCUGUGCCGACGAGCUCACCCCCGAGCAGUACCGCAUGUGCAUCCAGUCCAAGGCCAUGAACGAGGCCUCGCACUCCCACCUGGGGAUGCUGGUCUUCAGGGAGGAGAUAGAGACGCACCUCCACAAGCAGGCAUACAGGACGAACAGUGAGGCCGCCGGUUAGCAACGCGCGGUCUGCCGCCACAAGCCAGCGCCGUCGAUGUAGCCUUAAUGCCAACUCCAGAUGCAGUGCCUCUUUCAGAGAAGACACGUUUGUUUUUUCAUAUCCUCUCUGACAUUACUUCAGCAUUUCAGCCUGGUGUGAGAAGAGAUGCUUGGUUAUAAAGGCGCUCUUCUCUGAGGAAGCUGCACCGUGGGAUCCCUGAUCAGUGAGACCCCGUGCCCGUCCCUGAAGUAGCUGUGAGUGAGUGCCGAUGGCCUGUGGGUUUUUUCGUGUCGGCCUGAUGGCCCGCGGGUGGCGGGGUGAAAUGUGUGGGGCUGCUGGCGGGUCAGGCGCCACACCUCCCCGGGCAGGCAUGCCGAGCACGUGAACCGGUACCUUCCCGACAGCCACUGAGCUCAUCGGCUUGACCGCCUGAACAAUGCUUCUGCCUCGAAGCGGAGGGCAAUCCAGUGACACAAGUACAUCCCCAACCAACCAAUCAAGGGAAAGCAGAAAUCUAAACCCUGAAUGUGUCUUUUUAAGCAAAUGGUUAGUGAUGGAAAAUGGGUUGUACACUGUGACUUAAUUAGAUACCCAAGUAUGAUGUCAUGUUUAAGGCUAAUGUCACAGUUGUAGUAACUGUUCUUGAACAAACAUUGUAACAGCAUUUAAUUCUGGUGGAGUGCAGGAUAUUAGCUGUGUCUCUGAGCAUCAGGUUAUGUGAGCGGGCUGCACCAGGACUGUCCCAGGGGCUUGGACUACACACUAUAGUGUGGUUUUCUCUUCUUGCUCUUUUGUGUCUCACUUAGCAUGGAUCCACGUAUAUUUAUUAUCCUUUAUUUUAACUGUAGAGUUGGAAGAAUUUCACCAAGAAGAGGAAAACAGUGCAGUGAGAUACCACGAACAAGUCUGAUUUCAGAAACAGGAGAAUGUAGGCUGUAGAGCAAUCUGAAUUACAGACCAUUUUAGAGCAAUACAUACAUAACUUACAGAUAGAAUAUUGUUUUAGCUGGGGUGUAAAAUGUACUGAGACAAGGUGAAUAAACAUAGACUCACUUAGGACUCAUGGCAUUCGUCGCUCCUGGGUCUUUCCCUGUUGGGUCAGUCACUUGACCCAGAAAUAGACCCAAGGUGCAAAGCGUGCAUGCACUUUUGAACCUUUGCCUUUUAAAAAGGACCAAUUGUCUGUAUAUAAACCCCUAAGGAAAUUCACACAGGAAAAAAAAUCAUCACUCCUUUUGCUCAGUCAUAUCUGAAACAUUAAAAAUUCUCAAUCUCCCGGUGCUACAUGAAUUCAGUCUCACAAUAACUCGUAACUAAUUACUCUUUCAAAGUUUCAGCUGGAUCAGCAUUUAGGUAUUUUUUAAAAGAUACGUAAAGUAUUGUCUGCAAACAAUUCAGACUGUGGUCUUCUUUAAUACACAAUUAUUUAUCCCAAAGACUGGUAAAAUACGGUGUUUAAAGUGAGAGAACAUAACUAUUUGCAAAGGUAAGUUACAGAUUGUUUUUUAAGACAAUCAUAAUUUUACCUUUAUUGCUGGUUUUUUUUUAAAACUAGCUUUUAAUUUAAAAAUAGAAGCUAAGCAGUGGAAAUAUGCUGUUUUUGACAUGAAAUGGUACCAAUAAAGUAUUUUAUUAUCA
Molecule: messenger RNA, 3610 nt
Organism: Ochotona curzoniae (black-lipped pika)
Lineage: Eukaryota; Metazoa; Chordata; Mammalia; Lagomorpha; Ochotonidae
Gene: CSGALNACT2
Product: chondroitin sulfate N-acetylgalactosaminyltransferase 2
Exons: 8
Coding region: 362-1990 (542 amino acids)
Cellular component (GO): Golgi cisterna membrane
Molecular function (GO): glucuronosyl-N-acetylgalactosaminyl-proteoglycan 4-beta-N-acetylgalactosaminyltransferase activity
Source: RefSeq, a predicted model, not a curated record